This is a messenger RNA of Strongyloides ratti, 237 nucleotides long. RefSeq lists its product as hypothetical. The transcript is spliced from 2 exons. The record is from RefSeq and is a predicted model, not a curated record. Bases 1 to 237 code for a protein of 78 amino acids. Lineage: Eukaryota; Metazoa; Nematoda; Chromadorea; Rhabditida; Strongyloididae.
AUGAAAUGGCAAUAUAGCAAUAUUGUUGGAUGUUGUAGUGUAUUUAAAAAAUGUGAACAGAAUGAAAAAAAUAUUUCAAAUUUUGGUGAUGAUGGUGCAACAGUAUUUUGUAAUAAAAAAUAUAUUCAAUGUAUGGAAAAUACUCUUUAUUGGGAAAUAAAUGAUCGUUGUGAAAAAAUUGUGGCACAUUUUAUUAAAAAUUUUAAAAAAAACCAGCUACCUACUCAUUUUAUAUAA